AUUAAGUGGCCUUAUAGUUUAGGCGUUGUGACAGUGCAUCCUUCGGUGUUGAGCAAACUCCAUAAACCCAAUCCAGAUGACCCGAUUAUUGUUCAUAUCAAGAAGGUCCUUAACUUCAGAAUGUGGCCUUUCUUUGUACUAAUGGUAUUUCCUCACCGCCGACUGUUUAAUCUCCUGAAAAUUGAACUAAUAUCCAGAGUCAGUGAUUAUUUCUACAACAUCAUCAAGAUAUUUAAAGACAGCAUGGGGCAGAUGAAUCUAGUCGGGCAGACUCUGCAGGUGAUGAUCCAGAACGAGAUACCAGAAACAGACAUCAAGAGUGAACAAGAUCAGCCAAGUAAAGGUUUGACCGAGCACGAGAUCCUUUCGCAGGCUUUCAUCUUCAUCUUUGGGGGCUAUGAGACCACCAGGUCACUCACGCACAUCCUUUACAAUCUCGCCACCAACCCUGAAGCGGCGUGGACGUUGCAGGAAGAAAUCGAUGCCAACCUACAGAGAGAUGAUGUGGUCGGUCUGCAGUACCUGGACCAUGUUAUUUUGGAGUCACAGCGUUUGAUUCCCACUGCUCGGCUUGAGAGGAUAUGCAAAAAAACUGUCCAGAUCCACGGCCUCACCAUCCCCGAAGGAACCCUGGUUACUGCUCCCCACUUAUUACACAAGGACCCACGUUUUUGGAGCUCACCUGAGCUUUUCAGACCCGAGAGGUUCAGUAAAGACAGUGGGGAAGAGGUGAACCCGUACGCGUACUCUGCCGCUCGGGCUCGGUCCCGUAACUGCGUUGGGAUGCGCUACGCUGUCCUCACCAUGAAGACGGUUCUUGUCCGUCUCCUGCAGAGUUACACCGUGGAAACAUGCAAAGACACCGUGAUUCCGUUGGAGUUUAACUGGAUGUUACAGCCGAAACAGCCAAUAAAACUCACGUUUGUUCCCAGACAACAGUAGUUAAAAGGCAGCUUCUCUGAAUAAACCUUGCUUCUGAAUUGCUUAACUGCUGAAAGGAUAAGAAUGAAAGUUUUGAUAAUAUUGACAUUAUUUUUUUAAUGCACCUAGAACAUCAGAUUUUUCUUGCAAUGUUGUUUAUCAAAUUUGUAUGCAUUUAAAGGAAGUGUGUAACAUGUAGGGAGAUUAAUUGGCAUUUAUGGAAUAUAAUAUUCAUUACUGUUUUUAUUAUAAUGAACUGAAACUAAGAAUCGUUAUGUUUAUUGUUAGCUAAGAAAAAGCCCUUUAUAUCUA
Anoplopoma fimbria (sablefish) is the source of this 1233-nucleotide messenger RNA. Its product is annotated as cytochrome P450 3A19-like. The record is from RefSeq and is a predicted model, not a curated record. Lineage: Eukaryota; Metazoa; Chordata; Actinopteri; Perciformes; Anoplopomatidae. Gene Ontology annotation, molecular function: heme binding; steroid hydroxylase activity; oxidoreductase activity, acting on paired donors, with incorporation or reduction of molecular oxygen.